CGGUACAAAGGCUCGCGUGUUGCAUGUCUUGAAUUUGCUGCUUUGCUGCCACGCAUCGCUUCUUUCCGUGCCGUUUCAACUAUCAUCCGCGAGGCUACGCAAUUGCACAAGGCUGUAUAGUCCGUGCCUGCCCUCACCAUCAUGCCUGGUCCUUUGGGAGCUGCCGAGUUUCCCACUGAGCAGGAGCACAAAGCACGCCAACUGUCUAUCGGAGGUGAGAAGAACAUCAACCUGAGCGAAACUCACCAAGGUGUUUCUCUCGAUUCUGAUGUUGAGGCCUUGGAGAAGGAGGAUGUCCAGUACGGUGUAAAGGCCGUCGAGGCAACCGCCAUUGUUUGGUCUCGCAAUGCCUUGAUUGGAGCAUACGCUGCAAUCUUCCUGGUCUUCUUCGUCAAUUCGUUCCUCCAGCAGACGAGCUACACCUUCACCUUGUACGUAACAAGUAGCUUUGCUCUGCACGAGCUUACUGCAACGACCGCCGUCAUGUCGCAGAUUAUCGGUGGUGUGGUGCGGCUGCCCUUGGCAAAACUCAUCGACAUCGUCGGUCGCACCGAGGGCUACCUCGCUGCCCUCACCUGUGCAACCAUUGGUCUAAUCAUGAUGGCCGCCUGCAACGGCGUCGAGCUGUAUGCUGCGGCUCAGGUGUUCUACUGGGUGGGCUAUAAUUGUAUGGGCUAUACCUUAGACGUCUUCAUUGCAGACACUUCCAGUCUGAAAAGUCGAGGCCUAAUGUUUGCUUUCACCACUGCGCCAUACAUUGCAACCACGUUUGCCGGGCCCGCUCUUGGACAAGAGUAUCUUGACCACAGCACCUGGCGCUGGGGUUACGGUUCGUUCGCAAUCAUCACGCCCAUCAUCUGUGCCCCGGUCGCCUUGAUCUUCUGGAUCAACAAGCGUAAAGCGAAGAAAGCUGGUCUGUUGACAAAGGUCCCCAGUGGCAGGACCUGGUUCCAGUCGGUCAAAUUUUACCUCAUCGAGUUCGACUUUAUCGGCGUGCUCUUAAUUUGCGCUGGUUUUGUCAUGUUCCUCCUGCCGUUCAAUCUCGCGGCCGGUUCUGCUUCCAAAUGGAACAGCCCCGACAUUAUUGCUCUGCUUGUCGUCGGCAUUGUGUGUCUCAUUGGCUUUGUACUAUACGAGAAGUUCGUCGCGCCAAAGCCCUUCAUUCCCUUUGAGCUCCUUCUAGAUCGCACUGUACUCGGGGCUUGCAUCCUGGCUGCGACCCUGUUCGUCAGUUUCUACUGCUGGGAUGGUUAUCUUCUGUCUUACCUGCAGGUCGUGUGGAAUCUGAAGCCCAAGUCCGCAGGCUACAUCUACAAUACUUACAAUCUCAGCUCUUGUGCAUGGGGUAUCAUCGCCGGCCUUCUGAUCCGCCAAGCUGGCUACAUCAAACGGUUCGCCGCCGCCGCAAUGCCCCUCAUGUUCCUCGGCGCAGGCCUACUGAUCCAUUUCCGUCAACCCGACCAAUCCGUCGGCUACGUCAUCAUGUGCCAGGUUCUGAUCGGCGUCGCUGGUGGCACUCUCGUCAUCUGUGAAGAGAUUGCGGUCCUCGCUUCCGGCGCCCACGAGAAUGUGGCAACGUUGCUUGCCUUGAUCGGCAUGUUCAGUUCCAUCGGUGGCGCCAUCGGUUUGUCUGUCUCGGCAGCUAUCUGGACCAACAUCGUGCCGGGCGAGAUCGCGGCACGGCUACCGGCGGACUCGGCUGUGACUGCAGCUGAACUUUAUGCCAGUGCCAUCACCGUUCUGACCUAUGCACCCGGCACGCCGGAGCGCAACGCUGUCAUCGGCGCUUAUGCUGUUGCCCAGAGAUGGAUGGCCAUUGCCUCGACAUGUAUUCUGGUUAUUGGGGUCGGUGCUAUUGCUGUGUGGCGUGAUAUUGAUGUGCGCAAGUUCAAGCAGGUCAAGGGCCGCGUCGUCUAGAUGCAGGCGAGUAUCAUAUUAUUGUGUCGCAUGUGCUUGGAAUGUACUCCACGUAGUCGCAAUCAAGGAUAUAGAUGACUUGAUCUAUGAAAUACACCCUUCUAGGCACACAUCUCAUUACCCUAUUCUACGGCAUUAGCCAAUGUUACGUGAGAUCUUACAUGCAGUUUCUGAUUCUAUUACGAGUUAUCGCUAGCUAUACUAGCCAUUCCAGACUUGGAAUGAGAUAUCUCACCGCGACAUUAUCUACGGACCGAGCGACAGCGAGACCAGCUCUCCGUUCACGUGCGCAAUCACUUAUCUUGGCGCACAAAUCUCCUCUCUGACUCUCAAAACGUCUCUCUUUCUUCUAGGAGGA
Pseudovirgaria hyperparasitica is the source of this 2275-nucleotide messenger RNA. Its product is annotated as MFS general substrate transporter. The coding region runs from base 142 to 1917 and encodes 591 amino acids. The transcript has 2 exons. The record is from RefSeq and is a predicted model, not a curated record. Gene Ontology annotation, biological process: transmembrane transport. Gene Ontology annotation, molecular function: transmembrane transporter activity. Lineage: Eukaryota; Fungi; Ascomycota; Dothideomycetes; Acrospermales; Acrospermaceae.